GGGGGAGCGGAGGAGGCGGGCCGUGACCCUGAACGGGGUGGGCUCUAGGACCCGCCUCGGGCUCCCGGCAGGGGGACCCGCCGCGAGCCCACGUCCCGCACGCACCGGCCCCACGGAGCGAGACGCCGCGCUGCCGCUGCGCCCUGGGCGGCACCGCUGGGUGUCCGGGACCGUCGCGCUCGCAACGACCCACGCGCCUUCACCGCUGCGGCCGCCGCCGGUCGUGUCCCCCCCGCCCCUCUCAGCACGAUGCCCCGGGCGCCGCUCCUGCAGCUGCUGAUGGCGGUCUCCGUGGCGGCGGCGGUGGUCGGCGAGCCCGGGCCGGCGCUGCCCCUUCCCACGGGGGAUGCCACGCUGGCCAUCGUCUUUGAUGUCACCGGCUCCAUGUGGGACGACCUGAUGCAGGUGCUCGACGGCGCCUCACGCAUCCUGGAGAGCAGCCUGAGCCGCCGCAGCCAGUCCAUCGCCAACUACGCGCUGGUGCCCUUCCACGACCCAGAUAUUGGCCCAGUGACCCUCACGGCAGAUCCAGCGGUGUUUCAGAGAGAGCUGAGAGAACUCUAUGUGCAGGGGGGCGGUGACUGCCCAGAGAUGAGUGUGGGGGCCAUCAAGGCUGCUGUGGAGGUGGCCAAUCCCGGCUCCUUCAUCUAUGUCUUCUCGGACGCCCGCGCCAAGGACUACCACAAGAAAGAGGAGGUCCUGCGGCUCUUACAGCUUAAACAGUCACAGGUGGUCUUCGUGCUGACAGGGGACUGUGGUGACCGCACUCAUCCCGGCUACCUGGCUUACGAGGAGAUCGCUGCCACCAGCUCUGGGCAGGUGUUCCACCUGGACAAGCAGCAGGUGACCGAGGUGCUGAAGUGGGUAGAGUCAGCAGUCCAGGCCACCAAGGUGCAUCUGCUGUCCACGGACCACAAGGAAGAGGGCGAGCAUACGUGGAAGAUUCCCUUUGACCCCAGCCUGAAGGAGGUCACCAUCUCCCUGAGCGGUCCGGGGCCUCAGAUCGAAGUCCGCGACCCACUGGGGAGGAUCCUACAGAAGGAUGAGGGCCUCAACGUGCUUCUCAACAUCCCUGACUCCGCCAAGGUUGUGGCCUUUAAGCCUGAGCAUCCUGGGCUGUGGGCCAUCAAGGUCUAUAGCAGUGGUCGCCAUUCAGUGAGGAUCACAGGUGUCAGCAACAUCGACUUCCGAGCCGGCUUCUCCACUCAGCCCUCUCUGGACCUCAACCACACCAUUGAGUGGCCCCUGCAAGGGGUGCCCAUCUCCCUGGUGAUCAACUCCACGGGCCUGCAGGCACCUGGCCACCUGGACUCGGUGGAGCUCUCACACAGUUCAGGGCGGUCCCUCCUGACUUUGCCCACGAGGCCCCUCUCGAACGGAUCCACGCAUCAGCUGUGGGGCGGACCGCCUUUCCACGCCCCCCAGGAGCGCUUCUACCUCAAGGUGAAGGGCAAAGACCAUGAGGGGAAUCCCCUGCUCCGUGUCUCUGGAGUUUCCUACAGUGGGGUGGUCCCAGGUGCCCCUCUGGUCAGCAUGCCCCCCAGGAUCCAUGGCUACCUGCACCAGCCCCUGCUGGUCUCCUGCUCUGUGCACAGCACCCUGCCCUUCCGGCUACAGCUGCGGCGGAACGGAGCCAGGCUGGGCGAGGAGAGGCACUUGCAGGUGUCGGGAAACAGCAGCUGGGAGAUUCCACGGGCCUCCAAGACCGAGGAAGGGGUGUAUGAGUGCAUGGCUGUCAGCAGGGCUGGGACCGGACGAGCAAAGGCCCAGAUUGUUGUCACAGACCCUCCGCCGCAGCUAGUCCCUGCCCCCAACAUCACCGUGUCCCCAGGGGAGACUGCCGUCCUGGCCUGCCAGGUCCUGAGUGAUGUCCCCUACAACCUGACGUGGAUCCGGGACUGGCGAGUCCUGUCGGCCUCGCCGGGCAGAGUCGCCCAGCUGGCCGACCUAUCCCUGGAGGUCAGCGACAUUAUCCCCAGUGACGGUGGGCGGUACCAGUGCAUGGCCAGCAACGCCAAUGGGGUCACCAGGGCAUCCAUCUGGCUCCUGGUGAGAGAGGCCCCCCAGGUCAGCAUCCACACCCGGUCCCAGCACUUCUCCCAGGGUAUGGAGGUGAGCGUCAGCUGCUCAGCCUCUGGGUACCCCACACCCCACAUCUCCUGGAGCCGUGGGGGUCAUGCUCUGCAAGAGGACAGCAGAAUCCAUGUAGAUGCCCAGGGAACCCUGAUCAUUCAGGGAGUGGCCCCAGAGGAUGCUGGGAAUUACAGCUGCCAGGCUGUGAAUGAGGUCGGCACAGACGAAGAGAUGGUCACCCUCUACUAUACAGAUCCACCGUCCGUCUCUGCGGUAAAUGCAGUGGUGCUGGCCGCCGUCGGGGACCAGGCCGUGCUGGUGUGUGAGGUGUCUGGGGUGCCCCCACCCCGGGUCGUCUGGUAUCGAGGGGGUCUUGAAAUGAUUCUGGCCCCUGAGGGCUCCAGCUCUGGGACGCUGCGGAUCCCAGCAGCUCGGGAGAGGGAUGCUGGCAUCUACACCUGCCGAGCUGUCAAUGAGGUGGGCGAUGCCUCCGCAGAGAUCCGGCUGGAGAUUGGACAUGCGCCCCAGCUGAUGGAGCUGCCCCGGGACGUCACUGUGGAGCUGGGGAGGAGUGCCCUCCUGGCAUGCCGGGCCAUGGGCCGCCCGCCUCCGGUGGUCACCUGGCGCCGUGGAGAUGGCCAGCCACUGGGGCCCAGGCGGGGCAGCAGGACCGGGCAGCCCAGUUCGGGCGUGCUGUUCUUUGAAAGUGUGGUCCCUGAAGAUCAGGCCCCGUAUGUCUGUGAAGCUCAAAAUGUGUUUGGGAAGGUCCAGGCAGAGGCCCAGCUCGUCGUGACCGGACACGCCCCACCACAGAUCGCCAGCAGCGCCUCCACUGUCCGGGUGCUGGAGAGGCAGCCGGUGUCCCUGCCCUGCAUCAUCCUGGCUGGGAGGCCCUUCCCGGAGAGGCGCUGGCUCAAGGCCGGCCUGCCCCUCCCACCUGGCAGCCGGCAUUCCGUCCGAGCAGAUGGCAGCCUCCACCUUGACCGGGCGCUGCAGGAGGACGCAGGGAGGUAUAGCUGUGUGGUCAGCAACACGGUUGGCUCUCAGCACAGGGACGUGGAGCUGGUUGUCCAGGUGCCACCUCGGAUCCAGCCCACUGCCACCCACCAUGUCACCAAUGAAGGGGUUCCAGCCUCUCUCCGCUGUGUGGCCUCAGGGGUCCCCACCCCCACCAUCACUUGGACCAAGGAAACCAAUGUCCUGACCUCCAGGGGUCCCCACUACAAUGUGAGCAAAGAUGGCACCCUGAUCAUCGCCCGGCCCUCUCCCCAGGAUGCUGGGGCCUAUGUCUGCACGGCCACCAACGCUGUAGGCUUCUCAAGCCAGGAGAUGAGGCUUUCUGUCAACACCGAGCCCAGGAUCCGUGUGAAUGGCUCACGUGAUGCAGACAAGCCCCUGAGAGUCAUGGCCAAGGCUGGUGACGAGGUGACCCUGGACUGUGAGGCCCAGGGCUCUCCAUCCCCAUUGGUCACCUGGACCAAGGACUUCCGGCCCGUGCCAUCCGUCACCGACAGGCAUCGCCUCCUCCCAUCAGGCUCCCUGCGUCUGGCCCAGGCCCAGGUCGGUGACAGUGGCCUCUACAGAUGCACAGCCAGUAACCCUGCCGGGUCAUCCUCUCGGCGCUUCGUCCUCCAGGUGCAAGUGCCCCCUCAGGUGCAGCCGGGCCCGCGCGUCCUGAAGGUGCUGGUGGGAGAGAUUCUGGACCUGAACUGUGUGGCCGAGGGCAGCCCAGAGCCUCGGCUGAACUGGUCCAAGGACGGGGUGGCCCUGCAGGGUGUGGGGCCUGAGGGCUCUGUCCACUUCUCCGCCAUCCAAACCUCUGACUCCGGGCUGUACCGCUGUGAGGCCUUCAACAGUGCCGGCAUGGAUGCCUGGGAGCUGGAGCUCUGGGUGCUGGAGCCGCCGCACUGGGAGGCCGAUGAGACCAGCGGCCUGCUGGAGAGAGUGAUGGGAGAGAACGCGAGCCUGCCGUGCCCGGCCAGAGGGACGCCCAAGCCACAGGUCACGUGGCGGAAGGGCCCAUCCUCGGAGCCCCUGCGUGGCCGGCCGGGCCUGGAGGUGCUGGAUGAAGGCUCCCUGUUUCUGGCCUCAGUUUCUCCCACUGACAGCGGAGACUAUGAGUGCCAGGCCACCAAUGAGGCAGGCUCCACGUCCAGGAGAGCCAAGCUGGUGGUCUAUGUGCCCCCUAGCAUCCGGGAGGAUGGGUGCAGGUCCAAUGUGUCAGGCAUGGCCGGGCAGUCCCUGACUUUGGAGUGUGAUGCGAAUGGCUUUCCAGCCCCUAAGAUCGUGUGGUUCAAGGAUGGGCAGCCGAUCCCCGAGACGGGCCAUCACCGUCUCCUGGACAAGGCUCGGGCCCUCCACUUUCCCAGGAUCCAGGAGGGCGAUUCUGGCCUCUACUCCUGCCGGGCAGAGAACCAGGCCGGGACUGCCCAGAGGGACUUCGAUCUCCUCGUGCUCAUCCCUCCUUCCGUGCUGGGAGCCGGGGCUGCCCAGGAGGUGCUGGGCCUGGCUGGUACAGCGGUGGAGCUGGAGUGCCGGACCUCGGGUGUCCCCGCGCCCCAGGUGGAAUGGACCAAGGACGGGCAGCCCAUCCCCCCAGGAGACCCUCGCAUCCAGCUCCAGGAGGACGGCCAGGUUCUCAGAAUCACCAGCAGUCACCUGGGGGACGAGGGGCGGUACCAGUGCCUGGCCUUCAGCCCCGCCGGCCAGCAGGCCAAGGACUUCCAGCUCAGAAUGCAGGUGCCUCCCACCAUCUGGGGCUCCAACGAGACGAGCGAGGUGGCCGUCAUGGAGGGCCUCCCAGUACGGUUCUUGUGUGAGGCCCGAGGAGUGCCUGCUCCUGACAUCACCUGGUUCAAGGACGGGGCCUCCCUCCCGCUCAGCGCCAAGGCUGUCUACACCAGGGGCGGCCGGCAGCUACAGCUGGGGAGGGCCCGGGGCGUGGAUGCUGGCACCUACACCUGCCAGGCCAGGAACCCUGUGGGGGUCACUGAGAAGAACACCAGGCUGGAGGUUUAUGUCCCGCCCACCAUCGAGGGCGCUGGAGGAGGGCCUCGUGUGGUGAAGGCUGUGGCUGGGAGGCCCUUGGCGCUGGAGUGUGUGGCUAGAGGCCACCCGCCCCCCACCCUCUCCUGGUACCACGGGGGACUGCCUGUGGCAGAGAGCAACGAGACAUGGCUGGAGGCGGGAGGCAGCGUGCUGAGCCUGGAGAGGCUGGGGGAGGCGUCCGGAGGCCUGUACAGCUGCGUGGCCAGCAGCCCCGCGGGGGAGGCCGUGUUGCAGUAUUCCGUGGAAGUGCAAGUGCCCCCACAGCUCCUGGUGGCUGAAGGCUCCAGCCAGGUGACCGCCCUCGUGGGACAGCCCCUGGAACUUCCCUGCCAGGCCUCAGGCUCCCCCGUGCCCACUCUCCAGUGGCUGCAGAACGGCCGCCCAGCCGAGGAGCUGGCUGGGGUGCAGGUGGCCUCACAGGGGGCCACGCUGCGCAUCCACCACGUGGAACUGGGCCACGCAGGCCUCUUCGCCUGCCAGGCCACCAACGAGGCGGGCACCGCUGGGGCUGAGGUGGAGCUAUCCGUGCAUGAGCUCCCACUGGUGGCCAUCGUCGGGGGCGACAAUAUCACAGUCCCUUUCCUGCAGCCUGUGACCCUGCAAUGUGUGGGGACUGGGGUACCCGCCCCAAGUCUCCGUUGGUGGAAGGAUGGGGUGGCCCUGGCAGCCUUGGGGGGGAAACUACAGAUCAAGAAGGCGGACCUGAGGGAUGAAGGCGUCUACACUUGUGCAGCCAGUAGCCUGGCUGGCGAGAGCAAAAGGGACACGGCCCUCAAGGUGUUGGUGCCCCCCAACAUUGAGCCGGGCCCACUGAACAAGGCAGUGCUGGAAAAUGCCUCAGUAACCUUGGAGUGUCUGGCUUCGGGCGUGCCCCCUCCUGAUAUCUCCUGGUUCAAGGGCCGCCAGCCUGUCUCUGCCCGGACGGGAGUGACAGUGUCAGCUGAUGGGAGAGUUCUCCACAUUGAGCGGGCACGAUUUUCUGAUGCUGGGAGCUACCGCUGUGUGGCAUCCAAUGUGGCAGGCAGCACAGAGCUACAGUAUGGGCUACGGGUCAAUGUGCCUCCACGCAUCACAUUGCCACCCAGCCUGCCAGGCCCCGUGCUGCUCAACGCCCCGGUCCGGCUGACCUGUAAUGCCACCGGAGCCCCCAGCCCCACGCUGAUGUGGCUGAAGGAUGGAAACCCUUUGUCCACUGCUGGGGCCUUGGGCCUCCAGGUCUUUCCCGGGGGCCAGGUCCUCACUUUGGCCGGAGCCCGGGCCUCGGACUCAGGCAGCUACUCGUGCGUGGCCGUGAGCGCGGUGGGUGAGGACCGCCGGGACGUCGUGCUGUAUGUCUACACGCCCCCAAGCAUCCUCGGGGAAGAGCUGAACGUGUCCGUUGUGGUCAACGAGUCCACGGCCCUGGAGUGCCGGAGCCGAGCCGUGCCCCCUCCCGUGCUGAGCUGGAGGAAGGACGGCCGCCCCCUGGAGCUGCGGCCCGGCGUCCACCUCUCUGCUGACAAGGCCUUGUUAGAGGUGAGCAGAGCAGAGGUGGGGGAUGCAGGCCGCUAUACCUGCGAGGCACUGAACCAGGCAGGCCGCUCGGAGAAGCACUACAACCUGAACGUCUGGGUGCCUCCUGUGUUCCCCUCAAGGGAACCCCGCACCCUGACCGUGACCGAGGGGCAAACCGCCAGGCUGUCCUGUGAAUGUCGGGGCAUCCCCUUCCCCAAGAUCUCCUGGAGGAAGGACGGUCAGCCCUUGCCAGGGGAGGGGAACAGCCUCGAGCAGGUGUCAGCUGUGGGGCGGUUCCUGUACCUGGGACAGGCCCAGCUGGCCCAGGACGGCACGUACACCUGUGAGUGCAGCAACGUGGCGGGAAAUAGCAGCCAGGACCAGCUGCUGGAGGUGCAUGUUCCCCCUCAGAUCGCUGGCCCCCGGGAGCCCCCCACACAGGUCUCUGUGAUCCAGGAUGGGGAGGCCACUCUGCAGUGCAAUGCCACAGGGAAGCCCCCACCCAGGGUGGCAUGGGAGCGGGACGGCCGGCCACUGAGGGCCGAGCCUGGCCUGCGGCUGCAGAACCAGGGUCAGAGCCUGCACGUGGAGCGGGCUCAGGCUGCCCACAGUGGACGCUACAGCUGCGUGGCCGAGAACGUGGCCGGAAGGGCCGAGAGGAGGUUUGCGCUCUCCGUGCUGGUGCCCCCAGAGCUCAUCGGAGACUUGGACCCACUGACCAACGUCUCCGCUGCCUUGCACAGCCCCUUGACGCUCCUCUGUGAAGCCACAGGUGUCCCACCCCCAGGGGUCCGCUGGUUCCGAGGAGAGGAGCCCAUCAGCCCCAGGGAGGACACCUACCUCUUGGCAGGCGGCUGGAUGCUGAGGAUGACCCGGGCACAGGAACAAGACAGAGGUGUCUACUCAUGCCUGGCAAGCAACGAGGCUGGGGAGGCUCGGAGAAACUUCAGCGUCGAGGUCCUGGUUCCUCCCAGGAUUGCGAACGAGGACCUGGAGGAGGCAGUCAAGGUCACUGAGGGGCAGACAGCUCAGCUGACAUGCAACACCACAGGCCACCCACAGCCCAAGGUCACGUGGUUCAAAGAUGGCCGGCCCCUGGCUGGUGGAGACGCCCACCUCAUUUCUCCAGACGGAGCCCUCCUGCAGGUCCUCCAGGCCAACCUGUCCAGUUCUGGCCACUACUCCUGCAUUGCAGCCAACGCUGUGGGGGAGAAGACCAAACACUUCCAGCUUAGUGUCCUGGUGGUUCCCACCAUCCUGGGAGUGACUGAGGACAGCGCGGAGGAGGAGGUGAUGGUGACCAUCAACAACCCCAUUUCUCUGAUCUGCGAGGCACUGGCCUUCCCCUCCCCCACCAUCACCUGGAUGAAGGAUGGCACCCCAUUUGAGGCUUCGAACAACAUCCAGCUGCUCCCAGGCACCCAUGGGCUGCAGAUCUUGAAUGCCCAGAAGGAAGAUGCGGGCCAGUACACCUGUGUGGUCACCAAUGAACUUGGGGAGGCCAUGAAGAACUACCACGUUGAAGUGCUCAUCCCCCCUUCCAUCUCCAAAGACGACCCCUUGGGGGAGGCCAGCGUGAAGGAAGUGAAGACCAAGGUCAACAGUACCUUGACCCUGGAAUGUGAGUGCUGGGCUGUGCCCCCACCCACUAUCAGCUGGUACAAGGAUGGACAGCCCGUGAAGCCCAACCAGCGGCUCCGCAUCCUGGGCGAAGGCCGGCUGCUCCAGAUCCAGCCCACGCAGGUCUCGGAUUCGGGGCGAUACCUGUGUGUAGCCGGCAACGUGGCCGGUGAGGAUGACCAGGACUUCAGUGUGCUCAUCCAGGUGCCCCCCAUGUUCCAGAAGCCGGACGACACCAGUGCAACCUUCGAGAUCCUGUCCAGGGAAGAAGAGGCCCGGGGUGGGGUGACGGAAUACCGGGAGAUUGUGGAGAACAACCCUGCCUACCUGCACUGUGACACCAAUGCUAUCCCACCCCCGGAGCUCACCUGGUACAGGGAAGACCAGCCACUCUCGGCCGCAGAUGGGGUGUCUGUUCUGCAAGGAGGUCGGGUCCUGCAGAUCCCCCUGGUGCGUGCGGAAGACGCUGGGAGGUAUUCAUGCAAGGCCUCCAAUGAGGUGGGCGAGGACUGGCUGCACUACCAGCUGCUUGUGCUGACCCCACCUGUGAUCCUGGGUGACACGGAGGAGCUGGUGGAGGAGGUGACUGUCAACGCCAGCAGCACUGUCAGCCUGCGCUGCCCAGCUCUGGGCAACCCCGUGCCCACCAUCUCAUGGCUCCAGAAUGGGCUGCCCUUCUCCCCGAGCCCACAGCUGCAGGUCCUGGAGGAUGGGCAAGUCUUGCAGGUCUCCACGGCGGAGGUGGCCGACGCCGCCAGCUACAUGUGUGUGGCCGAGAACCCGGCGGGCUCCUCAGAGAAGCUCUUCACCCUCAGGGUACAAGCCCCCCCACGAAUCACAGGUCCGAACUUGGAGCAGGUCACUGCCAUCGUCAACAGCACUGUCUCCCUGUCCUGUGACGUCCAUGCUCACCCGAGCCCUGAGGUCACGUGGUCCCGGGACAGCCAGGCUCUCUCCCUGGGAAAAGAGAUCUUCCUCCUGCCUGGCACCCACACCUUGCAGCUGGCCCGGGCACGGCCGUCAGACUCCGGGAUAUAUGCGUGUGAGGCCCUCAAUGCUGCCGGCCGAGACCAGAAGCUGGUGCAGCUCAGCGUGCUGGUUCCCCCCACCUUCAGGCAGCCUCCCAGUGGCCCCCAGGAUACCAUCGUGGUCCGGGCCGGGGACAAAGCAGUCCUGAGCUGUGAGACCGACUCACUCCCUGAGCCGACCGUGAGCUGGCACAAGGAUGGGCAGCCCCUGGUCCUGGCACAGCGCACCCAGGCUCUGCUCGGGGGGCAGAGGCUGGAGAUCCAGGACACCCAGGUAUUGGAUAAAGGUUUAUACAGCUGUAAAGUCAGUAAUACAGCCGGGGAGGCCAUGCGGACAUUUGUCCUCACUGUCCAGGUGCCCCCAACGUUUGAGAACCCCAAGACAGAGAAAGUGAGCCAGGUGGCUGGGAGCCCCCUGGUCCUGAGCUGUGACGUGACCGGGGUCCCGGCACCUGCUGUGACCUGGAUGAAGGACAGAAUGCCUGUUGAGAGCAGCGUGGCGCAUGGUGUGGUCUCCCGCGGGGGCCGCCUCCAGCUGAGUCGCUUGCAGCCCGCCCAGGCUGGCACCUACACUUGCGUGGCCAAGAACACCCAGGCCGAGGCCCGCAAGGACUUCGUAGUGGCUGUGCUGGUGGCCCCCCAGAUCCGGAGCUCGGGCGUCACCCAGGAGCACAGUGUCCUGGAGGGACAGGAGGUGCGGCUGGACUGUGAGGCAGAUGGGCAGCCACCGCCCGAUGUGACCUGGCUGAAGGACGGUGGCCCGCUGGACCAGGGCGUGGGCCCCCACCUCCGGUUCUCCCUGGACGGCAGCGCCCUGGUGCUGAAGGGCCUGAAGGCCGAGGACUCGGGUGCCUACACCUGCGUGGCCCGCAGCACGGCCGGGGAGGACGCCAGGCUGCACACAGUGAGCGUGCUGGUCCCUCCCACCAUCGAGCAGUGGGCAGAGAGCUCAGGGACCCUGGUGAGCAGGCUCGGGGAGCUGGUGACCAUGGCCUGCCCCGUCCGGGGCUCUGCGCCCAUCCGUGUGAGCUGGCUCAAGGACGGCCUGCCCCUCCCGCUUUCCCAGCGCACUCUCCUUCACAGCUCUGGCCGCACGCUCAGGAUUUACCAGGUGCAGUUGGCAGAUUCUGGCGUCUACACCUGUGUGGCCGCAAGCCCAGCUGGCGUGACCGACAGGAACUUCACCUUGCAGGUGCACGUGCCCCCUGUCCUGGAGCCCACGGAGUUCCAGAAUGAUGUGGCAGUAGUCCGCGGCUCCUCGGUGGUCCUCCCCUGUGAAGCCCGGGGAAGCCCCCUGCCCCUAGUGUCAUGGAUGAAGGAUGGGGAGCCCUUGUUGCCCCAGAGCCUGGAACAGGGGCCCAGCCUGCAGCUGGAGACAGCAGGAGCUGGUGACUCGGGGACCUACUCCUGCGUGGCCGUGAGCGAGGCGGGGGAAGCCAGGAGGCAUUUCCAGCUGACAGUGAUGGAUCCCCCCCACAUCGAGGACUCAGGCCAGCCUGCAGAGCUCUUGCUGACCCCCGGCUCCCCCUUGGAGCUCCACUGUGAUGCCCGGGGCACCCCCCCGCCCAACAUCACCUGGCAUAAGGAUGGACAGGCCCUGAGCAGGCCUGAGGACAGCGGCAGGGCGCUCCAGAUGGAGGGCGUGCAGGUGGGCGAUGCUGGGCUGUACACUUGCCUGGCCCAGAGCCCUGCUGGCGAAGUCGAGAAGAGCUUUCGGGUCAGGGUUCAAGGCCCCCCACAUGUUAUUGGGCCCCGAGGCCCCCGCUCCGUGGUCGGCCUGGCUCCAGGGCAGCUCGUUCUGGAGUGCUCGGUGGAGGCCGAGCCAGCACCUGAGAUUGAAUGGCACCGGGAUGGCAUUCUGCUGCAGGCGGACGCCCACACCCAGUUCCCAGAGCAGGGCAGGUUCCUCCAGCUGCAGGCCCUGAGCACGGCCGACGGGGGCGACUACAGCUGCACGGCCCACAAUGCCGCGGGCAGCACCAGCGUGGCCUUCCGUGUGGAGAUCCACACGGUGCCCACCAUCCAGCCAGGACCCGCCACAGUGAACGCCUCUGUGAACCAGACGGCCCUGCUGCCCUGCCGGGUGGACGGCGCCCCCCCUCCCCUUGUGAGCUGGCGGAAGGACGGAGCCCCCCUGGAUCCUGACAGCCCCAGGCUGCAGGUCCUGCCCGAGGGUUCCCUGAGGAUCCAGCCUGUCCUUGCCCAGGACGCCGGCCACUACCUCUGCCUUGCAUCCAACUCUGCAGGCUCUGAUCGGCAAGGCCGCCAUCUCCAGGUCUUUGAGCCUCCAGCCAUCACCCCUGGCCCCUCCAACCUGACCCUGACUGCCCACACCCCUGCCUCACUGCCCUGUGAGGCCAGCGGCUCCCCCAAGCCCCAGGUGAUCUGGUGGAAGGAUGGACAGAAGCUGGAUUUCCAUCUGCAGCAGGAUGCUUACCGGCUCCUGCCCUCCAAUGCCCUGCUCCUGGCAGCUCCCGGCCCCCAGGACUCAGCCCACUUUGAGUGUGUGGUGAGCAAUGAGGUGGGCGAGGCCCGCAGGCUCUACCGGGUGACCAUCCACGUACCUCCCACCAUUGCCGACGACCAGACAGACUUCACCGUGACCAAGAUGGCGCCCGUGGUCCUCACAUGUCACAGCACGGGUGUCCCGGCCCCGGUCGUGUCCUGGAGCAAGGCAGGCACCCAGCUGGGGAUGCGGGGGACCGGCUAUCGUGUUUUGCUUUCGGGUGCCCUGGAGAUCGGGCAGGCCCUCCCCAUCCACACCGGGCGCUACACCUGCACGGCCCGCAACUCUGCCGGCGUGGCCCACAAGCACGUGGUCCUUACUGUGCAGGCCUCCCCCGUGGUGAAGCCUCUGCCCAGUGCGGUCCGGGCUCUGGUGGCAGAGGAGGUGCUGCUGCCUUGUGAGGCUUUGGGCAUCCCCCGGCCAAGCAUCACCUGGCAGAAGGAGGGGCUCAGCAUCCCUGCAGGAGCAAAUACCCAGGUCCUACCCACCGGACAGCUGCGGAUUAUCCAUGCCAGCCCAGAGGAUGCCGGGAACUAUUUUUGCCUUGCCCAGAACAGCGCGGGCAGCGCCGUGGGGAAAACACGGCUGGUGGUGCAAGUCCCGCCCCUGAUCGAGACUGGCCUCCCUGACCUGUCCGUUACCGAAGGCUCCCAUGCCCUCUUGCCCUGCUCGGCCAGUGGCAGUCCUGAGCCCAGCAUCACCUGGGAAAAGGACGGCCAGCCCGUGUCCAGAGCCGAGGGGAAGUUCACCAUCCAGCCUUCUGGGGAGCUGCUGGUGAAGAACCUGGAGAGCCAGGACUCUGGGACCUACACCUGCGUGGCCGAGAACGCCGUAGGCCGCGCCCGCCGCCGCGUGCACCUCAGCGUCCUGGCACUGCCCGUCUUCACCACCCUGCCUGGGGACCGAAGCCUGCACCUUGGGGACAGGCUGUGGCUUCGCUGCGCGGCCCGGGGCAGCCCUACCCCCCGCAUUGGCUGGACCAUCAACGACCUGCCAGUCACGGAGGGGGUGUCUGAGCAGGACGGAGGCAGCACACUGCAGCGGGUGGCCGUCACCAGAGAGGACAGCGGGACCUACGUCUGCUGGGCUGAGAACAGAGUGGGCCGCGUACAGGCUGUCAGCUUCGUCCACGUGAAGGAAGCCCCUGUGUUGCAAGGGGAGGCCUUCUCCUACCUGGUGGAGCCUGUGGGGAGCAGCAUCCAGCUGGACUGUGUGGUCCGUGGCACCCCAGCGCCUGACAUCCACUGGAUCAAAGAUGGCCUCCCGCUCCGGGGCAGCCGACUCCGGUAUCGGCUACAGAAUGGCUCGCUGACCAUCCGCAGGACGGAGAUGGACGACGCCGGCCAGUACCAGUGCCUCGCAGAGAAUGAGGUGGGCGUGGUUGAGAAAGUAGUGAUCCUCGUGCUGCGGAGUGCCCCGGUGUUCCGGGUGGAGCCCCAGGACGUGACCGUGAGAUCCGGGGAGGACGUGACCCUGCAGUGUCAGGCCUCGGGAGAGCCAGUGCCCACGGUGGAGUGGCUGCGAGCGGGCCAGCCCUUGCGGGCCAGCUGGCGGCUCCGGACCCUGCCGGAUGGGAGCCUGUGGCUGCAGCGCGUGGAGGCCGGGGACGCGGGCGCAUACGAGUGCGUCGCUCACAACCUCCUGGGCUCCGCCACGGCCCGGGCGAUCCUGGCCGUGAGAGGGGAGCCCCGUGGGAGCCGGGGCAGCAUGUCUGGGGUGAUCAAUGGCCAGGAAUUUAGCAGGGCCACCCUCAACACCAGCGUACAACAAGAGGCACGCUCUGGGAUCACCACCAUCCGGAGCAGCAUCAACCACAUCCCUGCGAGUGUGGGGCCUCUGAUGCGGGUGCUCGUGGUCACCAUCGCCCCCAUCUACUGGGCCCUGGCCGGAGAGAGUGGGGACACCCUGAACGGCCACUCUCUGACGGGUGGCAGCUUCCUGCAGAAGUCGCACGUGGAGUUUGCCACAGGGGAGCUGCUCACGAUGACCCAGGAGGCCCGGGGCCUGGAUCCCAAUGGCCUCCUGCUCCUUGAUGUGGUGGUCAGUGGCGUCGUCCCCGAGAGCCUGGCUGAUGCAGAUCUUCAAGUGCAGGACUUCGAGGAGAGCUAUGUGCUGAUGGGGCCAGGCCGUCUCUUUGUGGGCUCCACACAGCCCUUCCUGCAGGACAGCCUUCCCAUGUUCCUGAGAUGUAACCACAGCAUCCAGUACAGCACGGCCCAGGGCCUCCAGCCUCCGCUGGUGCAGCACCUGCGGGCCUCAGCUAUCAGCUCGGCCUUCGACCCCAAGGCCAAGGCCCUGCACUUCCAGCUUACCACAGCCCUGCAAGCUGAAGAGAAUGAAGUUGGCUGCCCAACGGGCUUUGAGCUGGAUGCCCAGGGAGACUUUUGUGUGGACAGGGACGAAUGUUUGGACGGCCCCAACCCCUGUUCUCACUCCUGCUACAACGCACCUGGUCGCUUCUCCUGCUCCUGUCCGGCGGGCUUUGCCCUGGCCAGGGAUAACAGGAACUGCAGAGAUGUGGACGAGUGUGCCUGGGAUGCCCACCUUUGCCAGGAGGGACAGCGCUGCGUGAACCUCUUUGGGUCCUACCACUGCCUCCCCGACUGCAGGCCUGGCUUCCGGGUGGCCCCUCAUGGGGCCAGCUGCGAAGAUGUGGACGAGUGUCUGGAGCAGUUGGAUGAGUGUCACUAUAACCAGAUCUGUGAGAACACCCCAGGCGGGCACCGCUGCAGCUGUCCCCGGGGGUACCGGAUCCAGAGCCCCGGCCUGCCCUGCCUAGAUAUCAACGAGUGCCUGCAGUCACCCAAGACCUGCGCCUUCCAGUGCCAAAACCUCCAGGGCGGGUACCGUUGCCUGUGCCCCCCAGGCCAGACCCUGCUUCGUGAUGGCAAGACCUGCAUCCCACUAGAGCAGAGUGAACAAAAUGUGACCACCCUCAGCCACCGGGGCCCCUUAGUGUCUUGGCUGCGGCCCCGUGCCCCCCUUUCCUGGGGCUCCUACCACGCUUGGGUCUCCCUCCGGCCAGGCUCCGGGGCCCUGAGCAGUCUGGGCCGGGCCUGGUGCCCCACUGGCUUCAUCCGGCAGAAUGGCGUCUGCACAGACCUGGACGAGUGCCGGGUCAGAAGCCUGUGCCAGCACGCCUGCCGGAACACCGAGGGCAGCUACCAGUGCCUCUGCCCCGCUGGCUACCGCCUCCUCCCCAGCGGGAAAAACUGCCAGGACAUCAACGAGUGUGAGGAAGACAGCAUCGAGUGUGGGCCCAGCCAGAUGUGCUUUAACACCCGUGGCAGCUAUCAGUGUGUGGACACGCCGUGUCCGGCCACCUACCGGCAGGGCUCCAGCCCAGGGACGUGUUUCCGACGCUGCUCGCUGGACUGCAGCGCGGGCCGCCCCUCCACGCUGCAGUACAAGCUGCUGCCGCUGCCCCUGGGCGUGCGCGCCCACCACGACGUGGCCCGCCUGGCCGCCUUCUCUGAGGCCGGCGUCCCCGCCAACCGCACCGAGCUCAGCGUGCUCGAGCCCGACCCGCGCAGCCCCUUCGCGCUGCGCCCGCUGCGCGCCGGCCACGGCGCCGUCUACACCCGCCGUGCGCUCACCCGCGCCGGCCUCUACCGGCUGACCGUGCGCGCCGCCGCGCCGCGCCACCAGAGCGUCUUCGUCCUGCUCAUCGCAGUGUCCCCUUAUCCCUACUGAGGGGUGUGGCCACUGGCCGCAGCUUUUGGGCCAGUGACCUCCGGGGUUGGGGGACAGGGAGGAGCGGGCCCAGCCCCCACCAAGCAGGUGGCCCUUGCCCUCACCGCCACUGGGUGUGGCAAGCGACGUCAUCUCCCACCCCUGUGCGUUCAUCGAGCCCUUCAGCAAACAGGACCCUGCCUGCAGCCUUGACCCCAGGACAGUGAGGACCCGAGCUCCCCCUACCCCCGUGGACUGCUGCCCUUAGGUGGUGAAGCCAGCCGGCAGGGCUAGCGGGCAGCCUGCUUGUCUGACCGGCUCCUCCAAGGCUUGCCCCAAGCCCCAGGGAGCCCUGGUUGGGACAGAGCACAUAGGAGGCCCGAGGAGAGGGACAGACCCCGGGAGGGCGGCAGUGGCUCUCCUGUGCUCCUAGUUGGUGUUGUCACCCUGAACCCCGCGCGUAUACCUGUAAUAUAAAACCGUUUUCU
This is a messenger RNA of Zalophus californianus (California sea lion), 15929 nucleotides long. It is a transcript of the gene HMCN2, whose product is annotated as hemicentin 2. Lineage: Eukaryota; Metazoa; Chordata; Mammalia; Carnivora; Otariidae. The transcript has 98 exons. The record is from RefSeq and is a predicted model, not a curated record. Gene Ontology annotation, biological process: cell adhesion; axon guidance. Gene Ontology annotation, molecular function: protein binding; calcium ion binding. Bases 250 to 15462 code for a protein of 5070 amino acids. Gene Ontology annotation, cellular component: plasma membrane.